Tetranychus urticae (two-spotted spider mite) is the source of this 2786-nucleotide messenger RNA. Its product is annotated as protein Fe65 homolog. Gene Ontology annotation, molecular function: transcription factor binding; amyloid-beta binding. Gene Ontology annotation, biological process: regulation of DNA-templated transcription. Lineage: Eukaryota; Metazoa; Arthropoda; Arachnida; Trombidiformes; Tetranychidae. The record is from RefSeq and is a predicted model, not a curated record. Gene Ontology annotation, cellular component: nucleus; cytoplasm.
ACUGAACAAUCAAUCAGGUCAAAUAUCGAAAUAAUAAAAAUCGAGAAAAGGUUCAAUAAAAUAACAUUUUCUUGGCUAAAACAGCGAAAUUAUGAAGAGACAAUUGAAAGCAUUUUCUGGUAAAGAAAUGAUUUUUAUAUUUAGGUAAAACAUGUGAUUAGUUUAAGGCACACAAACUAAACAAGCUAACAGCUUAUGUGUUUAACCAGGUGUUUGUCGUUGUAAAUUCAUUCUCCGAAUUUAACCUGAAACUAUAAUUAAUCACUUAUUUAGUUACCUUUUUAUUUUUGAAUUUUGUGCAUAUUUAACCUUUUACAAAUGGAGAGUAAAGCUCAAGCUUCCGUUCACCAGGCUAGGAGACUGUUGAGGCAAGGUUAUCCCACGAGCUUCUUUAAAUGUCUACCUCAAGUUACCGCCUAUGGUCAAUGCAUAUCAUCCAAGGAACUGACGGAUAUUAAACAAAAUGACUGUGUUCAACAAUUUAAUCAACUGAAAAAGUGUUUCUCUCAACAAUUGCAUCAAUUCAAAGCUGUUAAAUAAUUAAUAUGUCUAUUAGUGAUUAAGAAAAAAGAUAGAAUAAGAGCCACUCUAAAUUUUCUAGUAUCUCAACAUAUGAUUGCUUUGUAUUCACAUUUCACCCAUUCUCAGAAAUAACCUUUCACCACCAAUCUGUUUUGGAAAUUAAACGAAUUUUCACUCUCUAAUUAAUCAUGAUGGACUCAUCUUCUGAUGAUGAUGUGAAUAAUCUUUCUCAUGAUGACUCUGAAGAAGAGGAAACUAGUGCACCCUUUACUGACUACGAAAAUCCAAAUUAUCGUAAAUUGUAUGCCACUCUUUCGGUUACUACCAUGAUGGGAUCUAAAGUUGAAUCGAAUGCAGAUAAUGAUACAGAUGAUGAUGAAGAAGUCGAAGCUGAUGAAACUACAAGGCUUACCAAUGAUGGUGAAAGUUUACCUGAAGGAUGGGAAAAACAUGAAGAUGACAAUGGUCCUUACUAUUGGCAUAUACCUAGUGGAACAAUUCAAAGGCAAGUGCCUACUAAAACCCUUUCUAAACGAGAUUCUAUAUUUUACUUUGAUGAUGAUGGUUUGGACAAAUUAAGGGAACAAGUUUGUAAAGAACAUACUUUGGAUGAAAAUUUUCCUGGAGGUGAUGAUGUUUUCACUGUCCAUUCUUUGGGUUGGAUGGAAUUUGAUGAAUCUUCUCUGACUCCAGAGCUUAGUUCUAAAGCUAUCAAGCGAUGUAUUCUUGAACUUACAACCCAAACAGAAAAUGCCGUUAGAUGUUGGGGUAAAGAAGAGACCGCAAAGCUGACUUUAAAGAUAGAAAAUGGUUGUCUUAAAUUACUUGAUCCAAUCAGUAGUAAAGUUCUGACUAUACAACGGAUUUCCAAUAUUAGAGUUUGGGGUGUUAAUGAUGUUGAUGAUUUUGCCUAUGUUGCCCGAGAUCCUGAUAGUGAAAAUAGUUUGGGUAAACCUUCAACUCCAACUAAUCCUCAUGACUCUCCAGUGGUACAGAUUCUCAAAUGUCAUGUAUUCCAUUGUGAAAGCUUGGGAGAAUCUGAAAGUUCAGCCCAAAAAAUAGCUAAUUUACUAAAAGAGGAAAUGAUACGAAUCAAAUCUCAACAAAAUCUACCCAAAGAUAAUGAUAAAGGUGAAGUAGGAGAAGAAUGCCGAGACUUAGCCAUUAGACCAAACCAAUUAUCAAUUGAGGAAUACACUGGUUCACCUAUGGAAUCACCUUAUCUAGAAUUUCCAACUCCAAUUGAGGAACCAAGAAAAACUAUUGUAGCUCGUUAUUUAGGAAAAACACCGGUUCCAAAGCCUACAGGAGUUGAUAUUCUCAAUGAAGCUAUUGAUAGAAUUGUUUUUGAUCUCGAUAAAGCUUAUCCAGAUAGAAAGUCGGCAGCUUUUGGCGAAGAAAAAGAAGGCCGUGGAAUAAUUUCUCUGGUUCAUAUCUCACCAUCAACUAUUACCGUUGAAUCAACUGUUGAUGGUAAAAUAUUAGUUGAAUGCCGUGUCCGUUAUCUUUCAUUCCUUGGUAUAAGUAAAAAUAAUGUUGAAAAUUGUGGUUUUAUCCUGCAAGUUGACGAUAAUCUUUAUGAAGUUCACUGUUUUGAGUGCGAACCCAGUUCUGGUGCAUUGUGUAAAACCAUUGAAGCUGCUUGUAAAUUGAGAUUUCAAAAAUGCUUAGAUGCCCAUAAACAAAGAUGCAGUCAAGCUAUUUUCAGUGGAAAUCAACCCAAAACAACUUCUCCAGUAUCUUCAUUCCGAAUGAAACCUUCACAAUCGAUGGGUGCCAUCAAAAACUCUUUAAUAAAUGCCUUUUCCAAACUGUUAACCAAAGGAUAAAACCUAAUCAUCACAGCACAUAUUAGAAGCUGGAUACCAUUUUAAGGACUAGAACAAGAUUGUCAAAUAUAGCCAAAUAAUCCAUCGUUGUAUCAUCACCUAUUCAGCUUGAAAAAAUUAUCAUCCCAAGAACAACUUUCAUGAUUGACUAUUAAUUUUUACACUUACAAUUUUAAAGUUGAUUUCAUUUUCUUAAUUUAACCUAAUUUGCCAAAUCACUUUGUCUAACAUGUAUUUUCAUUUAUAAUUAACUGUGUACUCUUUUUUAAGGCAACUUCAAAGUAACUGCUAAAUCAUCAACAAUAACAGCAAGUCUAUUGUUCCAAUCAUUGUUGUGUUUUCUAAGCUUAACAAUAUAAACGCUUAUCUGUUAAAAUUUAAUUUAUCCUACAUGGAUCAGUUAUUAAAGAUACAAAGACCCUUAAUCAUUGAAAA